Cuscuta epithymum is the source of this 2280-nucleotide messenger RNA. Lineage: Eukaryota; Viridiplantae; Streptophyta; Magnoliopsida; Solanales; Convolvulaceae. The record is from the annotation of a GenBank genome assembly.
ACUUAAUCGACUUUUAUGCAAUUUCGAGCACCAAACUCACCCUCUACACAAUUUGUAAUACGAAGUACAAGUUAAAACAUCCGGCUAACGGACAAACCCAAUCCUUACGAAACCCAACGACGGAACAUGCCUAUUGCCUAGUGCGGUUACUCAAAGCAGGUCUAUCUCUUUCAUCAUCACUCACUGACUGGCUGACAUCCCUUUUCCGAGACGACUCUUCACUCCUCAAUCAUUAUUUGAUCUCAGAGCCAUGGCGAUUCCUGACAUUCGAAUUCCAAAACGACAGCUGUUCAUAGACGGCGAAUGGAUAGAACCAGUCAAGGGGAAUCGCCUGCCGAUUAUAAAUCCCGCUACCGAGGAGACCAUUGGGGAUAUUCCGGGAGCUACAUCGGAAGAUGUGGAUAUAGCGGUAGAAGCUGCUCGGAGAGCUAUGGCCGGCACGUGGGGCUCGACCACUGGAGCUCAACGGGCCACAUAUUUACGUGCUAUUGCUGCCAAGGUAAAGGAGAGGAAGCCUGAACUAGGGACUCUUGAAGCCAUUGAUUCUGGUAAACCUUGGCCUGAAGCAGAUGCAGAUAUUGAUGACGUUGUAGCAUGUUUUGAGUACUAUGCUGGCCUUGCUGAAGCAUUGGAUUCGAAACAGAAAACUCCUGUUCCUCUUCAUUUGGAUUCAUGUAAAACAUAUGUUCUGAGAGAGCCCCUUGGUGUUGUUGGGCUUAUUACUCCAUGGAAUUAUCCUAUGUUGAUGGCUACCUGGAAAGUUGCCCCUGCACUGGCUGCUGGAUGUGCUGCAAUACUAAAGCCAUCUGAAUUAGCAUCAAUUACCUGUUUAGAGUUAGGUGAAGUAUGUAAAGAGGUUGGCCUUCCUCCUGGUGCCCUAAACAUUUUAACAGGGUUGGGACGGGAAGCAGGUGCCCCAUUGGCAUCACAUCCUCAUGUUGACAAGAUUGCAUUUACAGGUAGUAAUGCCACAGGGGUCAGCAUCAUGACUGCGGCUGCCCAACUUGUCAAGCCGGUAACACUUGAGCUUGGUGGCAAAAGCCCUAUAGUUAUAUUUGAUGAUGUUGGUGACCUUGAUAUAGCUGCUGAGUGGACUCUUUUUGGUUGCUUUUGGACAAAUGGUCAAAUUUGCAGUGCAACAUCUCGUCUCAUAUUGCAGGAAAGUAUUGCUGCAGAGUUUAUGGACAGGCUUGUGACAUGGACCAAAAAUAUUAAAAUAUCAGACCCGUUGGAGGAUGAAUGUAAAAUGGGUCCUCUCGUUAGUCGUGGACAGUAUGAGAAGGUGACGAAAAUCAUCUCAACCGCCAGAAGUGAAGGUGCAACCAUUUUGUAUGGUGGCCAGCGUCCUGAGCAUCUGAAAAGGGGGUAUUAUAUUGAACCAACCAUUAUAACUGAUGUAAAUACCUCCAUGCAAAUUUGGAGAGAGGAAGUAUUUGGACCUGUUCUUUGUGUCAAGACAUUUAAAACUGAAGAGGAAGCCAUUGAACUAGCAAAUGACACCCAAUACGGAUUGGGUGCAGCAGUUUUGUCUAAAGAUGUUGCCAGAUGCGAGCGCCUAACAAAGGCUUUUCAGUCAGGCAUAGUUUGGGUGAACUGUUCACAGCCAUGUUUUUGGCAACCCCCUUGGGGAGGAAAGAAGCGUAGUGGUUUUGGUCGUGAACUAGGCGAAUGGGGAUUAGAAAACUACUUGAAUAUCAAGCAAGUUACGCAAUAUGUAUCAGACGAGCCUUGGGGUUUUUACAAGUCUCCUUCAAAGCUGUAAAAAGAGUGGGUGUAUUGUGUUCCAUUUAUGCGUUUGUUAUUGCUUUAGAAGGAUCAUAUCCAAUUCUAAAACUCGUGUUGAGGCUCCAUUUACCAAAUAUGUAAGGUUGGGUACACAUCCUUUAAUAUUUGGAACAUGAAGUGGGAAUACAAGUUUUAGAACUUGAUAUGCACUUUCUGAAGAGAUACAAAAGGCAUAAUAUGGCUCGACUUUGCAGCUUAUACAAGAGAAGACAACAAACGCGGACGCGUUUGUUGUGUUGUUGUACCUACUACCUAGUACUGUAGUAGUAUCUGCUUCUUUAAUAAUGCAAUAUGCCUAUUUGUGAAAUGAUAUUCAGAAGUGAAUUUGUCUUUCAAGUUGAUGUAAACCAACGUUGAAUGGGGGACAUUCCUAACCGUGAUUAGUAUUUAUGUUUGUUUUUUUUUAAAUGUCAUUUUUUCUGACAAAUAUUUGUUCACGUUCUCCUAUCAGUUCAGUAUCAUUUGGUUCAUACAAAUAAAUCUGUCUAUUUGAAA